AUAAAUAAAUAGCAUAUUUGUUUUACGGAUGAACGUCAAAAUUGAUCAUUUAAAUUUCGGUUAUGAGUGAAAAGGUUUUCAAUUUUUUUCCCGUUUUCUCUCUAUUUAACGUGAAAGUUUGAUCAAUAACUUGAAUACGGGCUGAUAUUGGAACUUGAUUAAUCUAUUUCUAAACCAUUUUAAUUAUAACCAAAAACUCUUCGUCUAUUUCCUCCAAAUUUAAAAAAAUGGAAUCCCGUAGACAAGAAAUAUGUGCACACAAUUCUUCAAAUCAAGGGGAAGCAAGGAAAUCAACCGAGGAAACAGAUAAGGCCCACAUAACAAUAAGCGAAUUUUUGAAUUUUCUUAAAACAGCCUAUCAGGUUCAAGAUUCGGUUGAAGGUGUUUUAUUAGAAGGAGGCAUGAGUGAAGCAGUAAAUUGGCUCAAGUCUAAAGAAAUUGAAAGUACGAUAAAAGGAAGAAGUAUGUCUGUGCAAACUUCCGAUACGCUACUGCGAAAAGGUAGCGCGGAUGAUAAUAAGAAAGAGUUGGCAAAAAAGCGAGAAUCAAAUGGCACAUUAGUAGAUGAUUCGGAUAUUCUGAAGCAGAAACUGAAUGAGGUACUGUCUGAGGGGCUCCUAGACUCCGUUUUACCAUAUCUAGUGCAAAGUACUAAUUCCCUGAAGAAGAAUUCAUUGUGCAGCGUUAAAACUAUCGAAAAAAAUUCGCAUACUUCUACUUUGACUGUAUCUAACGAACGCUUAGCUCGCCGAAAAUCUAGUGGAGAUGCUUCAACUGCGUGCAAAGUAUUUGAUACUAAGAUAGGAUCUGAAGUGGAAAUUCAUGUAUGCGAUGAAAUAAAAAACACGAAGAAAACCUUUACCUGUAAUCAGAAACUUCUGGUUGAAAAAAUGGGAUACUUUGCUGAAGUGACUCUGGGGCAAAAAUUAGAAGACAUGGACAUAUCAGUUCAUUGCGACAUAGGCAUAUUCGAGUGGCUUAUGCAGUGGGUUAAAAAGGAUUCGUUGCUUGAAGCCGAUUGGCCGCAUCUAGACUCGCAAUGCGUUAUUCCGAUUUUGGUUUCUGCGGCUUUCUUGCAGAUGGAACCAUUACUACAAGAUUGUCUACUAUUUUGCCACCAACACAUGAAUGAGAUCUUAAGAACUGCCUCAAAUUUAAGUUGCUUGAAUGAUUCAGUCUUGACUAGACUGGCGGCCAUGUAUACAAAUUCAGAAGUAGAAUUAAUCAAAGAUAGGAAAGACAAGAUUCAAUCGAAAUUGUUUUCGAAAUUAAUUCAAUCGUUGGCUGAACCCGAGCCUGAAAGCGUUAGAGGGCAUUGGUGCUCAUUAGCAAGAAUUUUCAGAUGUGAUAAAUGUCAGCAACUAAUAACUCCAAAUGUUGCGGCAAGAAUACCCUGUAUUCCCCCUUGCAUGAGGUUGCAACCCGAUGGUUCCAUUAUUAGCUUGCAUACAAGAGAUCCGAAUUGGCUGAUCAAUGAGUACAUUAUAAAGCUGCACAAAACACUUAAAACUUGGCGAAAAGUUUAUUGGAGGCUUUGGGGUGAUGUCCAUUUUCUAUACUGUGGAAUUUGCAAAAAAUAUUUUCCAACAAACCAAAUAGGAUGGUGUAGAUAUCACCCGGACACGCCUCAAUUCUUUACUUUAGAUGCACAAAAGGCACCUCUGCCGAUUGGCCGAUAUCCGUGCUGUGGUGAAAGAGCUUAUAGAUUUCAACUGCUGGAGAACUACUCUGCGUGCCAAUUUCGACAACAUGCAGUGAGUGUGGAAGACGUUCGUCAAUCUGCUAUUUUUUCCAUGUUAGAAACUUACAGACAUUUGAUUGAAGAAGAACCACCUGAACUGCUUUUUCCUGAAAGGCUUACGCGACUCGUUGCUAGAGAUUCAAGUGUGAAUUCGGAAAAGUUUAUUUGCAAGGAGUCAUUCUGGUGGGAUGGACUUGAAAUAAUUCCUCCUCGGCCAAAAUUAGGAUUGCUGAGUACUUUUGCGAAUCGAGGUGCAAAUUGUGAUGAGGAAUCUAUAAUUUCUGAUGAAAGUACGACGGAAGAGAAUACUGAAGAAGAAACGAUUUCUUCUAGUUCACUAGAAAGUGAUGAAGGAAGUGCGGAAAGCAAUCCUCCUCCAAAACAAACGCUGGUAAAAAAACCGAAGAAAAAUAGUGCCGGAAAACUUCUCUGGCAACACAAUUUAUCGGCGAGAAGUAAUCAAGACAUUCAACGGGCUUACGAAGAAAGCCUCCUGAAGGAUAUAGGAGCCAUUUUAAGCAGGAAGACUUUAAAUGAUACCACAAAUAAACCGGGUACUAGAACUGUGGGGAGAAACUCAAUCCCCUUAGGGGGUCUUUGGAUGAGGCUGGAAUCCGAAUGGCGCGAGUCAUUAAAUCAACGAGAAACUCAACCGAAAGCAAAAAAUUUCGCUACAUCUAAGACGAAUAAACCUCGGUCCAGAUUUUGAGAGACAAUUUUAAUUUAAUCAAUUAUAUUUGAAAUAAAUUAGCUAGUGCACACAUGU
Dendroctonus ponderosae (mountain pine beetle) is the source of this 2507-nucleotide messenger RNA. Its product is annotated as SANT and BTB domain regulator of class switch recombination. The transcript has 14 exons. Lineage: Eukaryota; Metazoa; Arthropoda; Insecta; Coleoptera; Curculionidae. The record is from RefSeq and is a predicted model, not a curated record. The coding region runs from base 228 to 2450 and encodes 740 amino acids.